UUGUACAAAUAUUAGCAUUUGGUGGGUUAAGAGUAGACUUAAGCGGAGAAGCAGAAAUCAAUAAAUAAAUCCAUUAUCUUAUCCAUCAAUAGGGAUAGAAAAAGAAAACAAAGAAAGGCUGGAAAAGGAAAAGAAGCAUGAGCUGCAGCAGCACCACCGCUACUAGUGCGACUGCGAGCCUAAAGGUGGCUCUGGUUUCUUCCUCUUCGACGAACACUUCGUCAUUGGUCAGCGUCUCCCCCAAUUGUGCAUCGAUGCACACGAAGACGAUGCCUUUGUCUUCUUCUUCCUAUUGCGUACGCGCAAGACCCAAAAGCGUUAGGUGUGAGGUUGCUGUGGAAGUGUCGUCGAUGUCCACGUCAUCAGCCAAUAUUGGAGCACGGAUUAGGGUGAAGGUGCCUCUGAAGGUGUACCAUGUCCCUAAAGUUCCCGAGGUUGAUCUUACCGGUAUGGAAGGUCAGAUCAAGCAGUACGUCGCCCUCUGGAAUGAUAAGCGAAUCUCAGCCAAUCUUCCUUACAAGGUUCAAUUUGUCACCGACAUCCAAGGUCGUGGUCCUGUCAAGUUCUUCGCCCAUCUCAAGGAAGAUGAAUUUGAGUAUGUUUAGUUUAACCACUAUUCUUUUCUCUCUCUCCCCCUGAAUCACUGCUACCUACUACUAUUAUGUCUUGUCUACUUCUACUACUACUUCAGUUAUUCUGAAUCAUCAGAUACACUUUUCUCUCUCCCCUUAUUAUUAUAAAACUAAAUAAUGAUAAAUGUUGUA
Molecule: messenger RNA, 764 nt
Organism: Gastrolobium bilobum
Lineage: Eukaryota; Viridiplantae; Streptophyta; Magnoliopsida; Fabales; Fabaceae
Product: ferredoxin-thioredoxin reductase, variable chain-like
Exons: 1
Coding region: 138-605 (155 amino acids)
Biological process (GO): photosynthesis
Source: RefSeq, a predicted model, not a curated record